This is a messenger RNA of Coregonus sp. 'balchen', 12784 nucleotides long. The record is from the annotation of a GenBank genome assembly. NCBI's taxonomy places the organism in Eukaryota, Metazoa, Chordata, Actinopteri, Salmoniformes, Salmonidae.
GUAUGAACCAGUUCAACCAGAUGGGGAUGCAGUCUACGGGUCAGAGGUCGACCCCUCCUCUCCCCCUCACACCCAUCAACCAGGUCAGUGCUCUUUUAUGUGCACUUAAUGGGCGCUGUUUUGGAAAGAAAGCGUUAUACCCAAAUACAAACGUUUUUGUGUUCAAUAGAUCUUAUAGAUGUAUUUUGAUGCAAGAGGAACCGUAUCAUGUCAUAGCACUAACGUAUACAUUGAUGCAACACACGGAGUAGUCCCUAGUAUCAAAAGUGUCUGAAAGGACUAAUAUGAGCGCUGUUCUAAACCAAUGUCUGUUGUGUCCCCUGUAGAUGGGCAUGGGGAACCCCAGGAUGGGCCAGCCCAACGUGGGCCAGCUCCAGAACCAGUACCUACCCCAGGGACAGUUCCCAGGCUCCGGCCCAGGACCAGGUCUCGGCACGGGGCAGCCCGGCAUGGUACAGCCUGCUAUGAACCAGCAAGGCAACCAGGGAGGCAUGGCACAGAUGAGAGAGGUGGGCAAAAGUGGAAGUAUAUGGUCUGUCGCUGCCCUCAAAGUCCUAUGUAGAUGCAUGAAACGGAAGGACAGAUUGGGUACCCUUUAUGAGGGAUUCUAUGAUGUUGGUUUUAAUUGUGAAUCUCAUCACUAAACACAGUCACUAAUGCAUUUCCACACAUCUGUACAUGCACAAUGAAUCCCUCCUUCCUACCCUAGUGUUUCCUCAUGUAGGUUCACUGGAGGGAUGCCCCCGUCAUACAUAAUGUAUGUUAAUGUCUGAAUAAUGUAUGAACUAUUAAUGCUAAAUGCCUUAUCUCUCCCUCCCAAUCUCUCUCUCCUUACAGACUCAGAUACCCAUUCCUUCCCCUCUCCCCGUCAACAGCCCUCUAGCCGGGCCCGGCUCAGUCGGAGGGGGUAGCGGUGUCCCCUCGGUAGGGCCCAUGGGUCCUCAGAGUGUGGGUGGAGGCCCCUUGUCCAACCUGCCCCUGUCCAACAACCCCCAGCAGCCCAACUCCAUCCCCCACCUCUCGGCCAUGCGCCAGAGCUCUCCCUCCCCCGCCCGUAGCCUCACCCCCACACCCCACCAAACGCCACCCAGGCUAGUUGGCUCACAGACCCCCCAGCCCCACACCCCCAACCCGUCCAAGCUGGCCCCCCCAGGCCCUCAGCAGCAGCUAGGGCCCGGCAGCCAGGGGCCAGGCUCCAACAAGCCCAUGCAGCAGGGGGUGGGAGCGGGGUCCACCACCCCAUCUCACCCUGGUCAUCCCUCAACAACCCCCAACCCCCAUGGAGGCCAGCUCCCUCGCACGCCGCGCACUCCGGUGAGAUUUAUUAGAUAAUUUAGAAACGUACAGCUAUAUCUCCAACACAUGGUAUGAAUAGUACAUUGAGUCAGUACAAGUUUUACAAAAGUGAUCACAACGUUGACAUACAGCUGCAAAAUGGAGCAGUUAACAGUCAAUGUAAUAAUCAAUUGUUUAGGAAUUUCCUCUGACCUCUCACUCACCUGACUGCACUCAAUUGCCUGUCAAUUUCCAAACCUUCACUGUAACUCCCAUGGGGGUUGUUGCAUUCUCUUGUAGUAUCUAUCCUUUUCUAACAGUGUUCUGUCUCUCUGUCUCUCUCUGUGUCUGUCUCUCUCCCCCCAGAUGUCCCAGAAGGGUGGCUUCCAGUCCCAGGACGGUCAGGCUCUGACCCCAGCGUCGGUCAGCAGUGUGGACACGGCCUCCCAGCAGGCCUCCCAGUCAGACACCUCUGCUUCCGUGGACCCCAAGACGGAGGUCAAGCAGCAGCAGGAUGAGGACGACGAUGGGGAGGAAGGCUGCUCCAAGGGGGGGAAGUUAUCCAACAUCAAGCUGGAGAACAAACCCAUCAAAAUGGAGGGGGUGAAGAAAGAGGAAUGUGGAGGCGACGGGGGCAAAGGUGUUCCCAUGGAAACGUCAUCAUUGGCAGGGGUUAAAAGUGAAGACAGGGUGAAGACUGAAGACCGGAAGCCGGAGGUGAAGAAGGAGCCGAAAGAGGAAGAGAAGGGAUCAGAGUCCCCUGGUACACCGUCUGGUGCCCAGAACAAGAAGAAGAGUAAGGACUGCUUUAUUCUGUUAAUGAUUAUGUGAUCGCAUUUGUACUGUGUACAAGUUAUGUUUCUAUACUCUCUGUGGUUAUGUUCCUGCUUCUGCAAAUGUAUGCAGUUAUAAUCCGUGUCUGAAUCCAACUCGAACCCUAACCUAUCUCUCUACCCCUCUCCCUCCUCCUCCUCUCCUUCCACCUCUCUCAGUCUUUAAGCCAGAGGAGCUGCGCCAGGCCCUCAUACCCACCCUGGAAUCUCUGUACAGACAGGACCCAGAGUCUCUGCCCUUCAGACAGCCUGUGGACCCUCAUCUACUGGGCAUACCUGUACGUACUGCGUAUUCACACUGUUUCAGUUUAAUGUUCUAUCACAAAAAUGUGCUUUUUACAUGUGAAGCUAGCCAAAUAAAUGUCCCACCUGUGGAAUAAUAAAGGAACCUUAACUUGACCCUAUCUCUCUUUCUCCCUCCCCAGGACUACUUUGACAUAGUGAAGACCCCCAUGGACCUGUCCACUAUAAAGCGGAAGCUGGAUACGGGUCAGUACCAGGAACCCUGGCAGUACGUGGAUGACAUCUGGGUCAUGUUGAACAACGCCUGGCUUUACAACCGCAAGACGUCCCGCGUCUACAAGUACUGCUCCAAGCUGGCCGAGGUGUUCGAGGCCGAGAUAGAUCCCGUCAUGAAGGGCCUGGGUUACUGCUGCGGCAAGAAGGUGAAAUGGGAGUGUGAUGCGGGGUUGUGUGGUUGGUUAUUAGGGUGUGUGGGUGUCUGUCUGGUGUGUGUGACGUGUAGUGUCAGGCUAGAUGUAGUUAUUGCAUCUCUAUUGCAUUGCUAGUUUCACAUCCAGUUCUGUGCAUGGAGACGAGGCUUGGUAUAACACCACCAUAUUAAGUUUCAACACUUUUAAUAUUGACCAUAACCUCGCAGCUAUUUCUGACUUUGCUCAUGAAUGGGCUAAGCUAAGUGGUCAACAGGGAUGACUAGAGCGUCUCCUUUUAUGAAAACGAGGCAAAGCGGUCGGGCUGAGCCCUUCAGAUGGCCCAUAAGGCCGGACAGCUGUUGUCAUUUACUGUGACGGUGAGCCUGAAGGGCCAUGUGAGCCAGGGCUGGCACAUUCCUCUGGCCUAACCAAAUGACCUCCAUGAUAACGCCAAAAUAUUUUCUGUUGCUUUGGGCAGAAGCUCUAGAUGUAGCAAUAGUCUGUCCUCUUGGGUCUAAUGGUGCUCAUGAUCAUGGAUUGGGCAGUUUCCCUGGUCGCAUGGUCUUGUAAAACUCCUGGCAAUACUUAACAUAAAGAUUUUAAUUAGCCAACUUUUUUUCAUUCUCCUUCCACCAGUCUUUGUUUGUUAGUACUUCUAUUUUAUACUUUUAAAAAAAUGUGUAGCACUUUGUUGAAAAGCGCUAUACAAAUAUUAUUAUAUUACUGCUAGUGUUGAAGGACCAAACUGUUUUGAAAGUUAAUUAGGCGAUUUUAAAGUAGUAUUCCUUUAUCAUCUAACUUUCUCCUUCCUUCUCCUCCGUCAGUUGGAGUUCUCUCCCCAGACGUUGUGCUGCUAUGGAAAGCAGCUGUGUACUAUACCCCGGGACGCUGCCUACUUCAGCUACCAGAACAGGUAUGGAGAGAGCUGAGGGACACACACGGUGAUCAAUAUCAAAAUGAUUGUAUGUUGAAUUUUGUGUUUCUAUGGGAAUAAAUGGUUUGCCACUUCAUUUUCAUAUCUGUUCAGUGUCUGUAUUGUCCCAUAUUUCCUCCACCUCCAGUUGAUUCUGUCGCUGCUGUGCUGGUGUUGCUCAUCUUGUCCAAAUGCUAAUCUGCGCUUUGCCUCGGCUUUCUGCUCUGUUGUCUUGUCCUCUGUCCUCCCCCUCUCCUCACCAUCCAACCCUUUCGGUCCUCUCCCUCUGUUGUCAAUGCCUGUGACAUCUGCAUUGGCUUGCUUUUGUCUGGUCCAAUCAUGCGCCUCCAAACCCUACCCCUCCCUCCCCCUUCAAUCCUGAAUCAUGAUUGGCUGUUCUGACGACGACCCCUGCCCUGCCCGCUCUGCGCUCCUCCUGCGUGCUUGCUCCCGCCCUGUCCUGCCAUGCCUUGCCCUGAUUGGUGGCUGCCUCCCUGUGCCUUCUCUGUGAUUGGCUGUGCUGUUGGGGAACGGUGUAGUUCACCAAAAUUUGGGCUUCUUGCUGACAGGUACCACUUCUGUGAGAAGUGCUUCAACGAAAUCCAGGGGGACAACGUGUCCCUAGGAGACGACCCCUCCCAGCCUCCGACGUGAGUAUAACGUUACCCUCUAGCCUUCCCUCAACUUGUCUUUAGUUUUAACUUACAUUUUAUAUUUAGGCUUCUAUUAUUUGACUCCUCAUAUGCCAAGCUUCUCCCUCAUAUCUGCUUAAAGUACCUCCAUUUGCUGUUAUUGGUAAUAUUUUGUGAAUGUCUCCUUUCCAUUUCUAUGUUUUCUGUGGUAUUCUGUCUCCUGCAGUAGUUGAUUGUUUUUAUUGUACAUCUGUACUGCCGCUGUUAUUGUGUCUCACCUCUCACACUGUGGUUUUCCUCAAUAGGCCUACAUCUGUUCUGUUCUGCAGCAUCUCUUUAGUAAAUCAAGAUUGGCAACAUUGCAUAUUUAAAAUAUCGGGCCAGGAUAUCUGGCGGAUUUCAUGAGUCUUAAACUUUUAAUAUAUGAAAUGUUGGACAAGGGCCCAGCCAGAGAAUCCAAUGAUCCCACCUUGUGGUGAUUUAGAGUUUGAUGCUGUAUUUAUUUAAUGGUUGGUAAAACAAAAAUGUGAAAUGUCGGGGGGGGGGGGCGAAACCCUGUAACUGUUAGACCGGUGGUUUUCAUCCGGUGUGCCUUGAGGAGCGCUCCGGUGUGUCGUGAAACUUUUCCUAAUCUUGAUUUUAAUUUUAUUAUACACUCACUUAUAAACGUGACCUGUGGAAUGCACAUUGAAUUUUGAAUUGGGAAUUGAACCAGUGCCGCUCAGAUAAAUACAUGGUUACAUCUGUAUCGUCGUUUCAAGUCCGGUGUUCUCAGGCUGUUGUUACAAAAUGGAUGAUAUUGCAGUAUGGAUCAGAUGAGAUGGAGGUCAUUACCACUAAAUAAAUGUAAUGGACUUUUUUUAGGUGUGCUGCAGAUAAUCUUUUUUUUUUUUUUUUAUCCCAUCAAGGUGUGCCAUGGUUCAAAGAUGUUUGGGAACCACCUAGACUGUGGUUCAUCCAUCGUACCCUUUCCAUUUGUAUUUUUGUUAAUGAGGCUUUUGACUGGGUGUGUCAUGGGGUGGCCUGGUUGUUGACUGGGGGGGGGGGGCGGCCUGGUUGUUGACUGGGGGGGCGGCCUGGUCAUUGACUGGGGGCGUGGUGGGGAGGCGGGGGUGGUGGCCUGGGUGCGGUUGUUGACUGGGGGGGGGGGUGGCCUGGUUGCGGUUGUUGACUGGGGGGUGGCAUUUCUUCUUUCUCAUUUCAGUUCCAUCGGUAAAGAUCAGUUUGAGAAGAAGAAGAAUGACACACUGGACCCUGAAUUGUAAGUCCACCCUUAGAAGUAUAUAUCUUGUUGAAUAAUUGCAUUCAUAUUUACAUUUUAGUAAUUUAGCAGACGCUCUUAUUUUUUUAUUUUAGUCAUUUAGCAGACGCUCUUAUCCAGAGUGACUUACAGGAGCAAUUAGGGUUAAGUGCCUUGCUCAAGGGCACAUCGACAGAUUUUUCACCUAGUCGGCUCUGGGAUUAGAACCAGCGACCUUUCGGUUACUGGCACUACGCUCUUAACCACUAAGCUACCUGCCGCUUAUCCAGAGCGACUUACAGUUAGUGCAUACAUUUUCAUACUGGCCCCCUGUGGGAAACGAACCCACAACCCUGGCGUUGCAAGCACCAUGCUCUACCAACUGAGCUACAGGGGACUAUUGAGCGCAAUGUAGUUGUGCAGUUGUAAGCAGUCGCAGUGAUUCGAUUUCGCUCCUCUCUGCAGGCUUGUGGAAUGUCUGGACUGUGGACGUAAGAUGCACCAGAUCUGUGUCCUGCACAACGACACCAUCUGGCCGUUAGGGUAAGUCUGUCUGCCUGCCCUGUAACCAGAAAAGAUUAGGCAGUUUGAGUCUUAGUAGACUCUGGUUUCUCUAAUGAACUUUCUCCCACCAGUUUUAAUUGUGAUGGCUGCUUAAAGAAGUUGAAUAAGACUCGUAGAGAGAACAAGUAUGCCGCCAAAAGUAAGUACCAAUGUCUUCUUCUUUCUUUUUUUUAUCACUAAAUAUUAUUUACCGGUCUCCAUUUUGAUGUAGUUCUUCCCUCUUUACCUAGCUUACUUGUAACUAAACUAAGCUCAUCUCACUCCCUCUCUCCAGGGUUGCCCCACACUAAACUGGGCUGUUAUUUGGAGACGAGGGUGAAUGACUUCCUGAAGCGUCAGAGCCACCCUGAGUCGGGUGACGUCACCAUCCGAGUCGUCCACGUCUCUGACAAGGUGGUGGAGGUCAAACCAGGCAUGAAGUCCAGGUAAGGGACAGGCACUGCGGGGGGGGGGGGGGGGUAGUAAGCAUGUUACCCUGAAGAAAUAGAUCAGGAGCAAGGGAUACAGGUAGUGGUGGAACGAGUGGGGUUAAUGUAGUAAUUUGCUGAAUCCCAUAGCAACCCCUAGGCACUGAGAGGAUUGGAUUACUUCUUUCUCUCAGAAUUUGAGUUUUUUUUCUUUUCAGAAUUGUUAGAUGGAGAAGCUGUAACUCUCUGAAUGGUGAAGAUAUAAAGAUAUUGGUAUGCCGGGUUGGGGAGUAACUGAUUACAUGUAAUCUGAUUACAAAACUAAUCAGUUACAUUACCAGCGACAGUAUUGUAAUGAGAUACUUUUGAAAAACUAGAUUACUUCUUGGAUUACUUUUACAUUUUAAGUUUGUUCCACAUGACCGAGUCUGAUCACAAGUCAGACCAAUAUGAUGAUUCACAAAUGAUGGAUCCUUUUAGUCUUCUUCUUCUAAUGCCUCUUAAGGGGACAGUAGUCUAAAACUAACUGAAAGUAAUCAGAUAACGUUACUGAUGACCAGUAACUAGUAACUAACGGAUUACAUUUAGAAAGUAACGUACCUAACCCUGUUGGUAUGCAUCCAUUGUAGCAUCAAUCUCACUCUUGUCGUGUCUCCCAGGUUUGUGGACACUGGGGAGAUGUGUGAGUCGUUCCCAUACAGAACGAAAGCCCUGUUUGCCUUUGAAGACAUCGAUGGAGCUGACGUCUGCUUCUUCGGCAUGCAUGUACAGGAGUAUGGCUCCGACUGCCCUCCUCCCAAUCAGAGGUAAUGGUUCUUUUUAAGGGUCAAUGUUAUCUCGACUCAGUUGGGAGCAGUUUUAUGUACAUGGAUCAAAGGACUGGACCUCAUCCUUGCUCUCUCUGUCUCCCUCUCUGCCUACUUGUCUACCCCAGACGAGUGUACAUCUCGUACCUGGACAGUGUUCACUUCUUCCAGCCUCGUUCUCUGAGGACGGGCGUCUACCAUGAGAUUCUCAUUGGCUACCUGGAGUAUGUCAAGAAGCUGGGGUACACGACGGGUCACAUCUGGGCAUGCCCACCUAGUGAAGGGGAUGACUACAUCUUCCACUGUCACCCUAUGGACCAGAAGAUCCCCAAGCCUAAGAGGCUACAGGAGUGGUAUAGGAAGAUGCUGGACAAGGCUGUGGUGGAGCGCAUCGUGCACGACUUCAAGGUAAGAGGCUUGAGGGGCCCUUGCGGGGACAAAGUUCAAAUUUUAAUUAAAUUGUCUUGCUCUCAUCCGCAAGUGGAAGGGUUGAGUACACAAGGACAGAGUCAUGGAUUGGCUUCUGAGAUGGAGAACCAUUUUAUCACUGUUCAUGUUGUUGUGACCACUUGAAGUGGUGUUACUCAUUUGUUACAUAAAGCAGAAGGAGUGGAUCUGUGUUUAAUCUCUUUCCCUCCCUCUCGCAGGACAUCUUCAAGCAGGCCACGGAGGACCGUCUGACCAGUGCCAAGGAGCUGCCGUACUUUGAGGGGGACUUCUGGCCCAACGUGCUAGAGGAGAGCAUCAAGGAGCUGGAGCAGGAGGAGGAGGAGAGGAAGAGAGAGGAAAACAGCACUUCCAACGAGAGCAUAGAUGUAAGUGAGAUGGGUAGUUACUACAAGGUACAUUGCAGUGUGUUCUUAUGGAUCUUUGUUGUGAUGUCUUUCAAUGUGAUAAUUUUAUUCAAUUGUUUUAUUUAAAUACAUGCUUGUAUGAACUGCAUUUCUACAUUCGAACUAAAAAUAGUUAAUAAUUCACCUUCACCACACAUCCAGGCCACGAAGGGCGACAGCAAAAACGCCAAAAAGAAGAACAACAAGAAGACUUCUAAGAAUAAGAGCAGCAGUAUGAGCCGAGCCAAUAAGAAGAAGCCAGGCUUGCCCAACGUGUCCAAUGACCUCUCUCAGAAACUCUACGCCAGCAUGGAGAAGCAUAAAGAGGUAGGAGGGAGAGACCGUUGAAUGUUUUUAAUGUAUUUCUGAACAUAAGUUACAAACAUUAGGUAGUAAAUCAGGCUCCCUUGGAGUAAAUUGGUGAGAAACAGAUUUUAGGACCGUCUGAACGAGUCAAAUUGUAUUUGUCACCAUGAAAUGCUUACUUACAAGCCCUUAACCAACAAUGCAGAUCAAGAAAUGGAGUUAAGAAAAUAUUGAUUAAAUAAACUUAAUUAAAAAGUAACACAAUUAAAUAACGAGGCUAUAUACAGGGGGUACCAGUACCGAGUCGAUGUGCGGGGGUACAGGUUAGUCAAGGUAAUUUGUACAUGUAGGUAGGGGUAAAGUACUUUCCACUAAGACAGUAUCUUUUCACUCUUCUCUGUUAACCCUCCCUUCUCUCCUCGCCAGGUAUUCUUUGUGAUCCGUCUGAUAGCGGCGCCCAUGUCCAACACGCUGGGUCCCAUCACGGACCCCGACGGCCUGAUGGCCUGCGACCUGAUGGACGGGCGCGACGCCUUCCUCACCCUGGCCCGGGACAAACACCUGGAGUUCAGCUCGCUGCGCAGGUCCAAGUGGAGCUCCAUGUGCAUGCUGGUGGAGCUGCACAACCAGAGCCAGGACCGCUUCGUCUACACCUGCAACGAGUGCAAGGGCCAUGUGGAGACACGCUACCACUGCACUGUCUGCGAGGUGAGGGUUAGGGAGGGGAAGGGUAAAGCUGGGACGAUAAACUGAAAAUUACAGACAUUGCCUUCCUCUUACCAAAGCAAUUUUGCUUAUGUAAAAAUUUUUUGUUCUAAAACAAUUUUGGGGUCAUUAUUCUGAUCCCUGCAAUGAAAGUAUAUGUCCUGUCCCUGUUUCACUGCCUGUCCCCAUGUGAACACGAAUUGUGUCCAUUGUGCAACAUUUCCAAAUUGCAAUUGUGGGGAAAAACACUGUUUUUUUAAAGCGACUACCAUUGUCAAAGAGAGGAGAGUGUAAGCUUUCUGAGUAUAACAUGUAUUUCUCAUCUCUGAAUAUUGAGCAAAUGGCACCAGCACUUUACAAACGAUUGUGAAGCCUAAUAUGGUUGAGAUUAUGCGCCCGCGGAGAGUAGCACGCCAUUCACAUUGAAUACAUCAAGUAGCCUAGGCCUACAGACUGAAGGUUUUUGUAGGACAUUAAAGCUAGAAUCCUUAGUUGCUACAUACAUUUUUGGACUUAUAAAUUGAUGAGUAAAGAAAGGAUUGUGUAACCAACACCUACAUGCUUUCUCCCCCCCUCUGUCCCAGGACUAUGACCUGUGCAUCACCUGCUACAACACGAAGGGCCACAUCCACAAGAUGGAGAAGCUGGGUCUGGGCCUGGAUGACGAGAGCAACAACCCGGCCUCCUCGUCCAUCGCCAACCCCGGGGACUCGCGGCGCCUCAGCAUCCAGCGCUGCAUCCAGUCUCUCGUCCACGCCUGCCAGUGUCGCAAUGCCAACUGCAGCCUGCCGUCCUGUCAGAAGAUGAAGCGCGUGGUGCAGCACACGAAAGGGUGCAAGCGAAAGACCAACGGCGGCUGCCCCAUCUGCAAGCAGCUCAUCGCCUUGUGCUGCUACCACGCCAAGCACUGCCAGGAGAACAAGUGUCCCGUGCCGUUCUGUCUGAACAUCAAGCACAAGCUGAGGCAGCAGCAGCUCCAGCACCGUCUCCAGCAGGCCCAGAUGCUGCGGAGGAGGAUGGCCAGCAUGCAGAGGGUGGGUCAGCCACCUCCAGGACCGGGGGGAAACGGUGGACUACCAUCCCCUGGAAACAACAGCACCACAGGGCCCAGUACACCCUUGUCUGUGGGCACGCAGCCCCCCACCCCUCAGACCCCCACCCAGGGGAACAUGCCCCAGCAGGGGAUGGGUCAGGGCCCCCCAGGGCAGCAGCAGCAGCAGAGCAGCAUGACCCAGCAGCACCACAUGCACCACCAGUUCCAGCAGCAGAUGCAGCAGCAGAUGCAGCAGCAGGGGGGAGGGGGAUUGAUGAAUUCUCCUCAGCAGCAACAGAUGGUCCAACAACAGCUCCAACAGCAGCAGCAGGGCCAGUCUCCAAAUGUUCAGCAGAUGCAGCACCCAGGAGGUCUUCCCCCUUACACCCCCAGACCUCCAGGCGCCUCGCCCCUCCACCAGUCCCUGGGUAAACCCGGUCUGGGCCCAGCCACCCCGCCACAGCAGCAGGCCAACCCCGGCCAGGGCUCCAUGCCCCAGGGACAACCGCAGCAGGGGCCUCCUCCGGCAGCGGUGGAGAUAGCGUUGAAGAUCCAGCGUGUGGCAGAGACCCAGCGUCAGAUGGCACAGGCCCAGGCCCAGAUCCUCCAGAGGCAGCAGGCGGCCCAGAGUGGAGGCAUGAUGCCCCCUCACCACCAGAACCCCCAGGCCCAGAUGCAGGGCAUGGCCCACCCAGGAGCAGGCAUGGUAGGACACCAGGGGAUGGCUCCCCAGGGCCAGGGUGUGGCAGGAAGAACCCUGAUGGAGCAGCAGGGGAUGGUGGUAGGGCCAGGAGGCAUGCAACAGCAGUCCCAGCUCCCCCCUCAGGUUCAGCUCCAGCAGCAGGCCCAACUCCAGAACCCCAACCAACAGCAGUGGGGCGGCCCGGGUGGGAUGACCCCCCAGCAGAGGCAAGGCAUGAUGGGACAGAUGGGUCACCUGACACCGCAACAACAACAGCAGCUUGCCCAGCAGCAGCAACAGCAGCAGCAACAGCAAGGUCAGACCCAGCAACAACAACAACAGCAGGCAGGGCAAGGGGGGUUAAUGGGGCUGAUGGGAGGUCCAGGGGGCGUGGCCGGGGCGGCAGCGGCGAUGGUGGGGACAGGGAACCUCCCCCAGGCAGCUCUACAGGACCUCCUGCGUACCCUCCGCUCCCCCAGCUCCCCUGGCCAGCAGCAACAGGUCCUCAACAUCCUCCGCUCCAACCCCCUCCUCAUGGCUGCCUUCAUCAAGCAGCGAGCCGCCCGAUACCAGGGAGGUCCAGGGGUGCCUGAGGCACCAGGAGGGGGGCCUGGAGGCGUGCGGUUCAAGGGGGCCCGUGGUGGGGUAGGAGUGGGCCCUGGAGGGCCUGGUGGUAACCAGGUUGUCAUGGAUGGUCAGCAGGUCAACGUAAACCCCGGUGUGGCCCAGGCAGGUAUGAACAUGGGCCAGGGAGUAGGAGGAGGAGGAAACAUACCCACUAUGGCUCAGCUACAGCAGUUACAGCAGCAGCAACAGCAACAGCGCCCCCUCCUGCCUGGGAGUUUGCAGCAACAGCAGCAAAUGGCAGCACUACAACAGCAACAAGGCGGUAUGCCAGGCCAAGGCACCCCAAUGUCCAACAUGACUCCCCAGUUCAGAGAGAUUCUGAUGAGAAGGCACCUGCAACAGCAGCAGCAAGCAGCAACACAACAGCAACACAGCAGCAGCAACAACAGCAACAGCAGCAGCAACAACAGCAGCAGCAGCAGCAACAGAUGAGUAACAAUGGUCAGUUCCAGCAGCCCCAGCCCCCUCAACAGCAACAGCAGCAGCAGGGUCAGGUCCAGCAGGGCUUCAUGCAGCAGGGCCAGCCUGGUCAACCAGGCCUGACCCAGUCUGGGGGAGGAGGGCCGCAGCAGGGGGGGCCCCAGGGGCCCCAGCCGGGUCAAGGGCAGGGCCAGCAAGGGCAGGGCUACCCUGGAACCAUGUCCCAGCAGGUAGCCACAGCCCUGCAACAGAGACUGCAGCACCAGAUGCAGAUGCAGCAGCAGAUGCAGCAACAACAGGAUGGUGGGGGGCCUGGGCAGCUCCAACAGGGUCCCCAGCAAGGCCAAGGUGGUCCCCCCCAGCCCCUCCCAUACCAUGCUCCAGCAGGCCCUCCACCAGAGACUCCUCCAGCAGCAGCACCUAGGAGGGGGCUCGCCCGCCCAGCACGGCAGUCCUAUGAGCCCCCAGCAGCAGAUGGCCCAGUCCCCCCACCUCCAGGGUCAGGCUCUGGGCGGUCAGUCACUCAGCAACCAGGUGCGUUCUCCUCAGCCUUCCCCUCGGCCACAGUCCCAGCCGCCUCACUCCAGCCCCUCGCCACGCAUGCAGCCCCAGCCUUCCCCUCACCACAUCUCCCCCCAGACCCAGACAGGCUCCCCGCACCCGGGUCAUCUCUCCCAGCACCACCCUAGCAUGGUGGCCCCCCAAAACCCACAGCAACAAUUGUCACAGCAACAACAACAACAACAGACUAACUCUGGGGACCCGGGUACGUUUGGUUCGGACCCCAGUGCUAUGAUGUCCCAGAUAAGUGGGAUAGGGGGGCUUUCAUGGCCCGGGGCAGUCGGACAUGUUGGG